UGCUGGAAUUAGCGUAAACGAACGAUACAUAAUAUCGAUACUCCAAAAUCCACCAUGGAUUACCCCAGUUGCAGGUUCAGAAACUGCAUUGUUAUCUUCAUUGGCACGCUCUUCCUUGCUACUCUAGGUGCCGCUAAAGGACAUGGAUUGUCAACCUGGAUAUCGCUUGGUAUUAAAUCACCGUUUAUUGUUUUCCGGGACGAGCAGGAAGUGUUAUCCAAUAACAGUGUUCUACUAAAUUUGACUGAUAUACGAAACAAAUUGAAAUAUGUCCAAAAUCUUGACCAUUUCAUCCGUCCUAUUGACAGUACCAACAAUGAGAAAAAGAUAGUCAUUAAUGACGAUGAUGGACAGAGUGGAAUUAAAAUUGGAGCAUCACCUGAAUCAGUAUUCAAAGUCGAAAGCGAUAUCGGCGACGGCAAUACGUCGAUAACAUUUCUUACGACCGCAAUUCCCACCUUUGUGAAUCACUUCGAGAAAAAUAUGGAGAAAAUUGGAGAAAAUAGUCAUCUAACAUCGAAUGGACAGAAUCCCACUGUGAUGAUGGGGUCAGCUGAUCAAAUGAUUUCUGAUGAUGAUGGUGCAAAAAAAGAACGUAAAUAUAUUAUUCCAUUGGCUUUGAAAACGUCUGCGAACGACAAGGAAAAAACUUCAUCACUAUUCCACGGCUCAUCUACCAAUAUUGAGGACUUGAAACGACAUAUUUUAAUGCUCCAAAAUCUCACGCAAUCUGACAAAAACUUCCAAAGUAAGUUUGUAGUAUUUCCAUCGCUGCAAACAAAUGGAACAACAAAUGCUUCCCCAGCGCCUGUAACAACACUACCGAUGCUGCCAUUGGAGCAGCGUCGUGUGCAAUUGCCAGGGGCAACAUCUUUUAUCGACAUGAAGGAAUAUCGGAGUAUUUCAUCUAGAAAUAGACACCGGAGUGGCAAUAUUGGUAGUGUAAUAUUGGAGAGCAACGCCACAAAUCGUGACCGACCAUCUACCACCAGCGCAAUUAAUAUCCCACGAAAACCUUUCACACACUCGACGAUGUCGGACCAAAAAGAGGAAAUGCAAAAUAGCAAAAUGGAGAAAAUAACCAUUGUGCCCCAAGUAUUCAUACAAAAUGAUCAAACUAGUGAUGAUCACCUCAGCGAUAAGAACGACAGCGAAUCUAUUGCUUCACUUGGCUCUCCGUUGUCUAGAACCCGCGAAACAAUGUAUCUGCCGCAGGUUACUCAAAAGUUCGGCCGCAAACCAGACGCAACCAGCAUUGCAGAAAAGUUUGGCAGUGCAAACAACAAAACAACAUUUGCAAAUGCACAAAACAAUAAUGGCACGUUCAGAGUAUUUCUUACAGAUGAGUUGCCGGAUAAGGAGACCGAUAAGAAAAACCAAACAGACCUAAUUAUGACAAAUAAAGAACGUCAAGCAGCAUUAGGCAAAGGCGACUCGAACAGAAAACAACGUAAAAAUGGUCGCCGACGAGGAAGAGGUGAUAAACAAAAAAAUAUAUUAAAAAACGACGGCUCAACCGAACAAUCAAAAAGUAUAAUACUCAAGCACGAAGGUUCAGUCCUAAAAAGCAGAAACAACCACAGUGACGUUGUUCCAAAACCUAAGGACCAUGCCAUAGAAACAAGCAUUGAGAGUCGUGUUAAAAAGUGGUCAUCCCCUCGAGUACGACGCAAUGAUAACGAACGGCGUCAACCAACAAAUAAGCAUCCUCAACAUCAGCAUCUUUCAGCAAGUGCUCGAGCUUAUGAAAUGAGUAAAGUAGGCAGUAGUGAAAAUCGAGUAACAGUAGCAUCAUCACCAUCCUUUGUUAGCACGAACAGUGAAGAAGGAUACGGUGUAAAAGGCAACAAAAAUCUCAGUAAUCAUAAUAGAAUCCCACUAUCAUCGUCAUCGAUAGGGGAUGGGCGUGAGAAGGAUGUCGUAGAUUUAAAUCCUGAUCUAUGCUACACGGUCAGUGCGCUAAGUGGCGGACAACAGAAGUUGUGUGCCCAACAUACAAGCAUUAUGCCAGCUAUAAGUCGAGGAGCACGUGCUGCAAUACAGGAAUGUAAGCAUCAAUUUCGAAAUCGUCGCUGGAAUUGCAGCAUAGUGAACGAUGAUAGUGUUUUCGGACCAAUAUCUAAUAUAGGUUCUCCUGAGAUGGCGUUUGUUUAUGCCAUGGCGGCCGCUGCAGCGUCUAGUUUCAUAGCCCGAGCAUGUCGCGAUGGACAGUUUGCAUCUUGUGGUUGUUCACGAAGCAGUCGCCCGACGAAACUGAAUGCAGAUUGGACGUGGGGUGGAUGUGGAGAUGAUAUGGAGUUUGGCUAUAAACUGACACAAUCAUUCAUUGAUGUUAAAGAGAAAGAAAAAAAGAGAGGCACACGUGGCUUAGUAUCUGUACCGGCGAAAUAUCCAAAAAUUGUUGAACGAUUGUUGGACGCACUCAAUGAUACAACUAAAAACAUGCUGAAUGAAUCCGAUAUGAUUGUCAAGCCACAGGAUUUAGAAAAAUUGCAAGAUAAAAUCGCAAAAGAAAUUGAGAAGUCCAAUCUCAAUGCAAAGGAAAUAAGUGACUUACAGGAACGAAUUUACAAGGAAAUCACUAGUUCCGAAUUAUUCAACUUGAAAAAUGUCAACAUUUACGAUAAAUUGAAAAAAAUAUUUCGGAAACCUGAGAAAACGCUCAACGGAGUACAGUUUAGCGCCACAGCCAAAGCACGAGCACUGAUGAAUUUGCAUAACAAUGAAGCAGGACGAAGGGCUGUCAUAAAAAAGUCGCGGAUUAUCUGUAAAUGUCAUGGUGUUUCCGGUUCAUGUAGUUUGAUUACAUGUUGGCAACAAUUAACAACUAUCAGAGAAAUUGGGGACUUCUUGCGUGAAAAAUAUGAUGAAGCUACACAAGUAAAGAUGAACAAACGGAGUCGCUUACAAGUGAAGGACCCUAGAUACAAAAUUCCUUCCGCCUUGGAUCUGAUUUACCUAGAAGAAAGUCCUGAUUGGUGCCGUAUCAACCGACAACUCAAAUGGCAAGGAACACACGGUCGGGUGUGUAAUAAAACAUCUUCUGGUCUGGACAGUUGUUCUAUUCUAUGCUGCGGUAGAGGCUACAAUACAAAAAAGAUCAUUGUAAAGGAACGUUGCAACUGCAAAUUUCAGUGGUGCUGCCAAGUAAAAUGUGAAGUUUGCACCAAAAGCAUUGAGGAGUAUACGUGUAAAUAAAAAAAGAGAAUGGAGGUCAUAAAAGUUGCCAGAUUGAAAUUCCAAGGUGAAGUCAAUUUUAAAAGUUGAAAAUAGGACUUUUUUAAAGUGUUUUAACAAUAUCCUUCAAAACAACAUUCGCAGCAAACAAGCAGCCGUAACGAUCUUCUAGAUGGCAGAAAGAAUCAUAUAGCAUUAAAACACAUUUUUUUGUAUUAGAUAUUGAUUUUUCGUAGUUGGAAUAGUUUCUUGUUUUCUGAAAGGAAACAUACUGAAGUAAAGCAAAAUGUACAUAACGGUUAUUGAAAUGAGUGUUUAAAAUAUUCCCAAAAGACGAGAUAAACAGCAGUAUUAUUAGAUACGGUUUUACUUUAUCCAGUAUUUAUGCUUUUCAUAUAACAACGUGGAAGGCCAGUGUUCUCUUAUUGGAAAUUGUUUAGUAUUUGAUAUGAUAGUAUUUCUAUGCAGUAGAAUAUUUGUUAGAUUUUGAUCGAUCGUUCUAACAAUUUUUAUGUUUCUGUCUCUCUCAAAAAUUGCAUUUACUAUUUGAAUAUUAUCAUUCAGCGUUUUAGCAUCUUCAAGACGUACUACUCCUAAGAUUUGAUCACGCACUUUUGACACAAUAUGUACGUAUGUUAGAUGCAACGAAUGAAAACAACAUUUACGGUAAUAAAAGAAAGUUUCAAAAA
Anopheles cruzii is the source of this 3866-nucleotide messenger RNA. It is a transcript of the gene Wnt5, whose product is annotated as protein Wnt-5. Lineage: Eukaryota; Metazoa; Arthropoda; Insecta; Diptera; Culicidae. The transcript is spliced from 9 exons. The record is from RefSeq and is a predicted model, not a curated record. Bases 55 to 3198 code for a protein of 1047 amino acids. Gene Ontology annotation, molecular function: cytokine activity; frizzled binding. Gene Ontology annotation, biological process: cell fate commitment; canonical Wnt signaling pathway; neuron differentiation. Gene Ontology annotation, cellular component: extracellular region.